GGGAGGGAGCCCAUGGCGUCCAGCGGUAACUGGCUGUCCGGUGUGAAUGUCGUGCUGGUGAUGGCCUACGGGAGCCUGGUAUUUGUACUGCUGUUUAUUUUUGUAAAGAGGCAAAUCAUGCGCUUUGCAAUGAAAUCUAGAAGGGGACCUCACGUCCCUGUGGGACACAAUGCCCCCAAGGACUUGAAAGAGGAGAUUGGUACUCGGCUAUCCAGGGUUCAGGAUAUCAAGUAUGAACCACAGCUCCUUGCAGAUGAUGACACAAGGCUGCUACAGCUGGAAACCCAGGGAAAUCAAAGUUGCUAUAACUAUCUGUAUAGUAUAAAAACUCUGGAUGCCAUCCGUGCCUCUGAGAUCCCAUUUCAUGCUGAAGGCCGGCAUCCUCGUUCCUUAAUGGGCAAGAAUUUCCACUCCUACUUGCUAGAUCUGCAAAACACUAGCACUCCUUUCAAGGGUAUGCACAAGGCCCUCAUUGACACCCUACUGGAUGGCUAUGAGACAGUCUGCUAUGGCACAGGAGUCUUUGGCCAAAGUGAGUACCUGCACUAUCAGGAGGCCCUGAGUGAGCUGGCCACUGUGGUCAAAGCACGAAUUGGGAGCUCUCAGCGACACCAGUCAGCAGCCAAAGACCUGACUCAGUCCCCUGAGGUCUCCCCUACGACCAUCCAGGUGACAUACCUCCCCUCCAGUCAGAAGGGCAAGUGCGCCAAGCACUUUCUGGAAUUGAAGAGCUUCAAGGACAACAACACACUGGAGAGUACUCUGUGAUGGGGCAGAGGGAGGACUCGCUGCAGACUGAGCCAGGCGGUGCCCUCUGCAAGUUGGCCUGCAUGGGGGC
Molecule: messenger RNA, 838 nt
Organism: Heterocephalus glaber (naked mole-rat)
Lineage: Eukaryota; Metazoa; Chordata; Mammalia; Rodentia; Bathyergidae
Source: RefSeq, a predicted model, not a curated record